Messenger RNA from Aspergillus ibericus CBS 121593, 3742 nucleotides. RefSeq names its product putative filamentation protein (Rhf1). The coding region runs from base 113 to 3580 and encodes 1155 amino acids. Lineage: Eukaryota; Fungi; Ascomycota; Eurotiomycetes; Eurotiales; Aspergillaceae. The record is from RefSeq and is a predicted model, not a curated record. Gene Ontology annotation, molecular function: protein binding. The transcript has 5 exons.
AUUCUCCGCUGCUGCCUCGGGUGGGCAUCUGUCCGGGUUAUGGAUGCUGCUUCUUUCUUUUCCCCCCCGAUUGUGCUGUUUUACCCCCGUCUCUGUCUGACCUUCCUCAAUCAUGACUGGUCGAGACUCUGAUAAGGGGCAUCGCUAUGUUACGGCCCUGGACAACGCGCGCUGCCAGAACAAGUGGGAUGAAGUUCCCGAGCUGAUUCGCAAGGUCACCAAACAUGCUCCUCAAAAAACAUGUUUCCUCGAGGUAGCCAGUACCGAAUACCAGAUUGCCUCACACCUACAGAAGCAUCCGUCCACUCCCCGCCCGGCCUCCGCGUCCGGUCUCCACGACCUGAUUCCAACACUCCUCUCCACCGUGAACAGGGCCGAAGGAUCCAAGCAAGAGGUAUUUCAGGCGCAGGUCUGCCUGGGAUGGGUACACUGGACAGUCAAUGAGCUAGGCUUGGCAGUAUCUCGGUUUCCUCAUGAUUUUGGAGACACCCUGAAUGAACUCGAGCACGCAGGAGAAGAGCUGUCGCCAUGGACCAAGACAUGUUUCGUCAAGGCUUGCUAUCUCAAGGGUUCUGCACAACGCAUGACUUCCGAUCCCUAUGGCGCCUUGGAAACCCUUCAUUCGCUUGCACCAUGGCUGAACAGUCAGCUUCAGUCCUCUACGAACAGCCCACAGUUUAUCUACUGGUCCGAGAAACUAUUAGCAGAAGCCGCAUCACUGGCUGGCGAGGAAGCCUGCAAGGACAUUGCUGCUGCUAAUGCGCAAACGAUAGCCACCGCCCUGGGGUUCUUCAGGCUGUGGGCGUCACAUCCUCAAGUCAAGCUAGUGGCUUUGCCUCAAGGCAUUCUUAUGGAUGGCCUCGCUGAGCCCAAUUCGAGAGCACCAUUAUGGAAGUCGUACUACAAUCUUCUGUCAUCGAUCCUGCAACAGGGUCUACCAUACAGCCCCCCUGCCAGCGGCCCCGAGCGCCCACAGCUUGCCAGUGAGCUCCGGCGCGUUGAGUCUCUUUGUGAAGCAAGCAUCUUGCGUGAAACAAAGUUUCCCACAGCUAAUUCGAACAGCCCCGAAAUCGAAGCUUGGGUCGAGCAAGUCAUCCAGAACUGGGAGGUGCUUUGCGGCUCUAACUGGACGGAUGAAGAGCUCGGAGAAGGUGGCCAGAAUUCUGUUGGUAGAAAUGUGCUUGAUAUCCUUUACCGUGCUGCUACCAAGACCUAUCACUCGCACCUGAUUCUCCGGCGUCUUUUCCAUGUGCACUGUGCACUUGCCGAUUACGAUCUUGCCUUGAGGGCGCUCGAUUCCUAUAUUGAGAUAGUCACAAGUGCCAAAGAGAGGGCAGAAAAGGCAGCCCAGUAUGGAGACCUGGAGAAUGAUGGGACCCUGCUGCGCACGGUGUCAGAGGGCGUCACGAUGUUGAGCUGCUUUGGCUCUGAAAAGGAGGCCGAGAAAGCCAAGGAUCUCACGUCCCUCUUGAAGGAGUUUUCUGCGAAGCAUGUACAGGAUGACGAGAAUGGAGAGCAGGGCAUAAUUCUUAUAGCGCCCGAAACAAGCUCGACUCGCUCCCAAUCCGUUUCCCCCUCGGACAUCGCUGCAGCUUAUAGGGGCAUUGGUAUAGGGCUUGCUACUUGGGCCUACUGGACCCCGGUCAACGAGGACCGGGAUGACAUCCGGGCCGAAGCCAUUGACUACCUUGAGAGGAGUUUGGCGCCAGAGCUUGAAGAUGAGUCCAACUGCUCCUCUCUCUAUACGCUGGCUGUUCUCCUUGCCGAGAACCGGGAUUUAGACGGCGCCAUCGACUACGUAAAGUCAGCAUUGACAUCGGAUGCGCAGCAUAAACCGGGACAGGCCGACUUUGCCCGGGAGCGAGAUCUUGUGCCUCUGUGGCAUUUGCUUGCUCUUUUACUAAGUGCGAAGCAGGACUUCGACAUCGCGGAACGCUCGUGUGAAGCCGCGUUUGAGCAAUUUCCCGCGACCGUGACAUCUCUAGCUCAUAGCGAUCGACGACCCCAAAAGCAAAACCAGAGUGGCCAAGACCAAAUCACGGGCAUAACUCAUGAGCUGAUUGACAAGCUGCGAGACCGCGAGAAGGAGCGCAUUAUUGAGACUCGGAUGACCCAAUUGGCGUUUGUGGAACUGGUUGAGGGCCCUGGAGCUGCUGUUAACCAUAGCGAGCAACUCCUCAGCCUAUUCGCCACUCUUUUCCACUCCCUGAACCCUGAAGGGGACGAGAAGAGCAAUACCAAGACCGACCAUCUCGUUCCCCCCAAAAGCUCUGCCGGGACUGUGAAAAGUCUUCGCGGAAGCAUCUUUGGACGGCACAGAGGGCCCCGUGGACCUGACCGGAGGGCAGAGUUUGCCCCGGAAUCCAAGACAGAGAGCCCCGACUCAGCGUCGCAUGGGUCCUCAGCCAAUACCGAUUCCGCACCGGCGAUACAGGUCACAGAUGGAGAGAAGCCUGCUUCGAACGACAGCCCGGCCGGUCAAUUACGCACAAGGAGCAGUACAUUGAAGAAGGGCGACGACGCCCAAAAUCCGGUCGCAAGUUAUGUCAACGGCGAUGUCGGGACUCCGGCUGGACCUGGAGCCGGCGACGUAACUCCAGACGUGUCUGGGGUCGCCGUGUCCGACGCGGCUCAGUCGCAGAGCGCAAAGCAGCCACUGCGGCCUAUGGCCCAUAACAUGAAGCCCAACCAACAACCCCCUCCGACCGGGCAUUCCAAGCAACCGCCAGAGCAGGAUAUCCGACUGCCUACGCCCUUCGCGUUUGACUCUCCCACGCGAGCUGUGACCAAAGUCCCUCCGGCCCAGGCCCAGAAGCAUGCACUGUGCAUACUUGUUAAGGUCUGGCUGCUUAUUGCCGGGCUCUAUCGCCGGGCGUCGUCCUUUGAAGAUGCCCAGGAGGCGUGCGAGGAGGCAGCCAAGCAGGUGGCACGAGUCGAGGCUCUCGUCGCGUCACAGGAAACUUCUGCUCGCGCGUUUAGAGAGCGUGGAUGGGGCAUUCCUAAGAGCACAGAUGAGCUGUGGGCGGACGUUAAUGCAGAGCGUGGACUCUUGUCGAAUGCCCAGGCUCGUCCUCACGAAGCCAUGGAGCACUUCGAAACGGCGCUUCUGCAUUACGCCGAUCAUCCGAAGGCGACGGCUGGGCUGUCGAAUCUGCUCCUCGACAUUUAUGAUCAGAAGAUGCCCUUGCAACCGCCAAAGCCUAGCCUCGACGCCGGCAUAUCCACCUUGUCCGUGUCCUCCCCGAGCAAGGCAAACAAACCGUUGUCGGAAGAUGAUGUGAAGCGGUCCGACCAAGCGGGCACUCCGGAGGCUAAGCCUCUCGCCGACUCCGACGACGAGGAGCCCCGGCUCUUGAACCGCAUAGCGGCUCGCGAGCGAGCCUUCGGCCUGCUCUCCGGGCUGACGAAGCGUGGCAGCUCCUGGGACAACACCGAGGCGUGGUAUGCCCUCUCCCGGGCGUACGAGGCGGAGGGGCGGAUCCAGAAACUGAAGGAGGUGCUGUGGUGGUGUAUCGAGCUCGAGGAUCGGCGCCCCAUCCGACACUGGUCCAACAUCGGCUCGGGUAUAUACGUCCUCUGAGUUUUGUAUCUACUCUGGUCGCACGAGCUAUUCUGUGGCAUUUGACAUUUGGCAUUUGGUUGACGCGAUACCUUGGCGAUAUCCUCGUGUGAAUAAUUAGAGCAUGGGCUACUGUAUAGAAAUGGCAGGUAAUUGGGGAUAGUGUUUCAAAACGGAAAGUAG